Molecule: messenger RNA, 1144 nt
Organism: Penaeus chinensis
Lineage: Eukaryota; Metazoa; Arthropoda; Malacostraca; Decapoda; Penaeidae
Product: alpha-ketoglutarate-dependent dioxygenase alkB homolog 6-like
Exons: 4
Coding region: 176-823 (215 amino acids)
Source: RefSeq, a predicted model, not a curated record
CGGCAAAGCGUCUCAUAGUUUUAUUUUCAAAGGCUCAUCACAUUAUUGUCAUUGAAAGUAUUUAUUCCACGUCAAAAUUUCCUCAUCUGUCAGUUUUGCAUGUCAGUACGCAUUAAAAAAACACGGGAGCUUGUUGCAUUGACAUAAAAAAAAUUUAUGGCCAGAAAUUACCAGAAUGGAGAGUGUAAAGGAAUUUAGAGUACAGAAUGCACCAGGUGCAGCGUACUACCUCCCGGAUUUCAUCUCGGCUGAGGAGGAACAAAACCUCCAGCAGCAGAUUUACGCAGCCCCCAAGCCAAAGUGGAAACAGCUGGCUCACCGACGGCUGCAGAACUGGGGGGGCCUUCCACAUCCGAAGGGCAUGGUUACGGAGCCCAUUCCCGAGCCUCACGAGGACGGCCCCUUGUUCUACCCAACCAUCACCACCAUAAGCCUGGGAGGUCCCUGUCAGCUCAACCUUUACCGUCCUCACACCUCCAUGCAAAAUCACGAUCAGGAACAGGCUGAAGGUACUGAGAAUGGCGAGCAGAAUGGCGAGCAGGAAAGCAACAACUUGGAAUACGACUUGGAAGCUCGCUACGUGGGCUCUCUACUUCUAGAAGCAAGAAGUCUCUUGGUGCUGCAGGAAGACCUCUACACGACUUUCCUACAUGGGAUUGAGGAGACCAAGCAGGAUGUGGUGACCGACAAGAUCCUCAACCUAGAGUCCUGCAGGGCGAAUGUCGGAGAGACCGUGGAACGCAGCACGAGGAUCUCGCUCACCAUCAGGCACGUUCCGAGGGUCAUUAAGGCGAAACUCCUGCUGGGAAAGAGCAGACGAUGAUAAUGAAGGAAAAGGAAAGGGCAGACACUGAUAGAAAGAGAAAAGGGAAGGGUAAAUGCUGGUACUGAAAGAAAAAGGUAGGCCAGACCCUGAUGAAAAUGGAAAGAAGAAAGAGCAUGUAACAAUAAAUCAGAAGAAUGGAAAGCAGACACUGAUGAAAGCUGGAAUAAUGGAAAAACUGAAGGAGGAUGAGGAAUGAAAUUUGUUAUUAGCAUUAAUUAUUUUUUUUAUAUUUGAAAUGCUAAGGAAAAUUAUUUAUUACUGUGAUUAUGCCUGUGAUUAUGAACUCUAAUGUUUGAAAUAAAAAAUGACUUGACUAGA